AUGCGCCUUAUAACGGGUACAUGCGGGUCACUUGCGCGCGAGAAUCCGCGGGACGGCCCGCCGCAUUUCCGGUGCUACGCGCGGCGAUUCUCGCCUUGUCCGGCGCAGCGGAAUGGCGCGGAGCUUCCGCCCGUUCCGCAAAUUCCCGCGCAGCGGCGGGAUGUCGCGGCGGCUCUGCCCGUUCCCGCGCAGGGGAGUGACGCGGAGCUUUCGCCAGAAGCCGCGCAGGCGGAACGGGUUCCGCGGGUUGGGAAAGAAGAGGUUGAGGGUGGGCAGGGGGAAGGGGCAAAGGGGAGGGAUGUGGCGGAAGAAGGGGGAAGCUCGGGGGAGGGGGGAGGUGGGGGCGAGGGUGGGAGUCUAUGGGGCGGUGAGACAGGGGGAGCGGUGAUGGGGGGAAUUGGUGGUAGAACGGGGGAAGGUCACACAUGGGUUUGGAGGUUAGAUGGAGGAGGGGGAUGGGCGAAAGGGUUACAGGUGGGGGAAAGGCAAGCUGUGGGAACGGGGGAAGAGGUGCGAGAGGGGGAAGAGGUGCGGGAGGAGGUGCUGGAGGGGGAAAAGGUGCGGGACGGGGAAGAGGUGAAUGAAGAUGGGGAUGGGGAGGAGUGUGAAGUGGUUUGUGUGGGGGAAUGUGGGGGGGGCGAGGGGAAGUGUGAGGGAGGAGAAGAUGAUGUGACGGAAGUUCCAAUCUGGAUAUUAACAGAGGACAAUAGGUGGCGGGAUAUUAACGAAUUAUCUGGUGAAAGUGGGAAGGAGAAAGAAGACUUGACGGGGGAAGGGGGGAGAGUGAGAGAUAGGGGGGAAGAAAAGGUGGACGAGGAGAGGGGGGAGGGGGGGCAUGAGAAGCAGCAUACUUGCAAGGCAUGUGGGAAGGCUUUUGAUCGGCGGGCAAGGUUAAAGGAGCACGUGGCCUCUCACUCACUCACACGCCCACUCUCCCAUCCUAAACAGUCUCUGGUGCCAGCUCUACCCUUACCCCUCGUCUUCCCCCCUCUUGCUCUCUCUGCAGUAGCGGUCGCUUGUGUGCCCGCAUGUGAGUUGCCAAGAAUCACCAGCUAA
This is a messenger RNA of Closterium sp. NIES-65, 1056 nucleotides long. The record is from the annotation of a GenBank genome assembly. Lineage: Eukaryota; Viridiplantae; Streptophyta; Zygnematophyceae; Desmidiales; Closteriaceae.